AUGAUCAUUGACGAACACCCAAUACCGAAGAUCGAACAUCUUUUUAAUAAAAUGAGAGGAGCUACGCUCUUUUGCCACCUCGAUAUCACGGAUGCAUACACGCAUCUUCCCAUCGAUGAAAACUUCCGAAAUGUCCUUAUACUGAAUACUCCAACGCACGGACUGGUUCGACCAACGAGGGCGGUUUACGGAGCUUCCAACAUCCCGGCAAUCUGGCAGAAACACAUGGAAAUCAUUCUUAAAGGCUUGUCGGGUGUCAUCAAUUUUUUCGACGAUAUAAUUAUUUCCGCUAACGGAUUCGACGAGUUGUUAUCAAGACUCUCGGCAACACUGGACCGUUUGAGGACCCACGGUGUACGACUUAAUCGGACAAAAUGUGUCUUCGCCACUCCGACCUUGGAAUGCUUGGGACACAAAAUAGACGGUCAUGGUUUACAUAAAUCGGACAAACACAUCGAAGCCAUUCGUGAUGCACCUCAGCCAGCAACCCCGGAGCAAUUGCAGUUGUUUUUAGGAAAAGCUUCGUACUAUAGCGCGUACAUUCCUAAUCUCUCCGAUAGAACGCGCCCAUUGCGAGACAUGCUACAUACAGAUCCAUUUAAAUGGACACCGAAUGCAGAGAAGGCAUAUCAGGACAUCAAAAAAACCUUGAUUUCACCUCAAGUAUUGAUGCAAUACGACCCAUCUCUUCCGUUGAUCCUAGCCACAGAUGCGAGCAAAACAGGCUUAGGAGCAGUUCUCUCACAUCGACUUGGAAAUGGACAGGAACGACCGAUUGCAUACGCCAGCCGUACCAUGUCCACCACUGAACAACGAUAUCCCCAGAUCGAUAAAGAAGCUCUCGCCAUUGUUUGGGCAGUGAAAAAGUUUUUCUAUUAUCUAUACGCUCGUAAAUUUAUUUUAAUUACAGACCACAAGCCGUUAACACAAAUUCUGCAUCCUGAGAAGUCCCUUCCAACGCUCUGUAUUAGCCGUAUGGCAAACUACGCAGAUUAUCUGGCCCACUUCAAUUUCGACGUCGUCUUCAGACCUACAAACCAGAAUAUAAAUGCCGAUUACUGCUCCCGGAUACCGUAUCCAUCAACGCGGAACGAAGUCAACAAACUGUCCUUUCACGGGGGAAGAGAUGGUAAUGAAGAAGAUGGAAUUGACCGAUUUGCCCUACACCAAAUCCAACAGCUGCCAAUUCGCGCGGAACACAUAGCGAGAGAGACACGCAAAGACUUUCAUCUCGGCAAAAUAGUGCGGGAGUUGGAAACAGGUCGCAAUCUCGCACGUAUUGGCUACAAGGCCCCGGAAGCGAACUACACACUCGCCGCCAACUGCUUACUCUUUGAGCACAGAGUAGUUAUACCUCCGUUAUUGAGACAGUCAAUCUUGGAUGAUCUACACGCAGCUCACAUCGGUAUAGUAAAAAUGAAGGGCCUAGCGCGAUCCUUUAUCUACUGGCCAGGCAUAGACUCGGACAUCGAACGGACUGCAAAAUCAUGUGUGGAAUGUGCACGCCAUGCACAUGCCCCGCCAAAGUUCAGCGAUCAUCACUGGGAGUAUCCAAAGGGGCCGUGGGAGCGAGUACAUAUUGAUUAUGCAGGUCCAGUCGCAGGUGCGAUGCUGCUCGUCAUCGUCGACGCGUACAGCAAGUGGCUGGAAGUUAAAGUCACCAAUUCAUCGACUACAGGCACUACGAUUCAAAUUCUGGAUGAGCUAUUCGCUACGUACGGAGUGCCGACAACCAUCGUUUCAGAUAAUGGUACACAAUUCACUGCUGCCGAAUUUAAGUGUUUUCUACAAAAAAGCGGAGUGACAUUUCACAAGCUUUCAGCGCCAUACCACCCUGCUACAAAUGGUCAGGCAGAACGUUACGUCCAAACGGUGAAAGAUGCCUUGAGAGCGAUGUCAACUACAAGAAAUUCAUUACAAACGAAUUUGAACGAAUUUUUACGGCAGUACCGUAAAGCGCCCCACACGACCACCGGAGAAUCACCAUCCAAGUUGUUCCUAGGACGCAAUCUGCGCACUCGCCUCGAUCUGGUGAAACCACAAGAUACUAUAAUGGUAAACAUUUCAAACGCCAUGUCGACCAAAUUCGACCCUGUCAUCAAAACGAGGUACGCCAUUCGCAGGACCAACAUCGAGACACCACAUCUCGUCAUAUACAUUUUUACGGAGGAAACUCCACACCCCAAACAACACCGUCAAGUCCUGGAGCAAGAGACAUCCCCGCAUCCCCUUCAACUGCCACAUCAAGUCCUGGAGCAAGAGACACCCCCGCAUUUCCUUCAACUGCCUCAGCAUCCCCGGAACCAGAGUUUAUAA
This is a messenger RNA of Temnothorax curvispinosus, 2316 nucleotides long. RefSeq lists its product as uncharacterized. The record is from RefSeq and is a predicted model, not a curated record. NCBI's taxonomy places the organism in Eukaryota, Metazoa, Arthropoda, Insecta, Hymenoptera, Formicidae. The coding region runs from base 1 to 2316 and encodes 771 amino acids. Gene Ontology annotation, biological process: DNA integration. Gene Ontology annotation, molecular function: nucleic acid binding. The transcript has 2 exons.